Closterium sp. Yama58-4 is the source of this 2385-nucleotide messenger RNA. The record is from the annotation of a GenBank genome assembly. Lineage: Eukaryota; Viridiplantae; Streptophyta; Zygnematophyceae; Desmidiales; Closteriaceae.
AUGAGUCAUUGCAAGAGCUCCAGCAGCUCCCUCCCCAGCUGUGUCAGCACACACCUCGCUGCCGCCUCUCCCUCUGUCAGCCCCUCAGUCGCUCUUAGCGCCGCCAAGGAUCCGGCCACUUGCGCAUGCCCGCCACCGCCUCGUCAAACAUCUCCACCAGAUACUCCACAUGCGCGCCCCUCUUCCCUCCCCCUGUUCCUCCUACCUCCUGCCCCUCCUCCUACCCCUGCCCCUCCUCCUACCCCUGCCCCUCCUCCUACCCCUGCCCCUCCUCCUACCCCUGCCCCUCCUCCUACCCCUGCCCCUCCUCCUACCCCUGCCCCUCCUCCUACCCCUGCCCCUCCUCCUACCCCUGCCCCUCCUCCUACCCCUGCCCCUCCUCCUACCCCUGCCCCUCCUCCUACCCCUGCCCCUCCUCCUACCCCUGCCCCUCCUCCUACCCCUGCCCCUCCUCCUACCCCUGCCCCUCCUCCUACCCCUGCCCCUCCUCCUACCCCUGCCCCUCCUCCUACCCCUGCCCCUCCUCCUACCCCUGCCCCUCCUCCUACCCCUGCCCCUCCUCCUACCCCUGCCCCUCCUCCUACCCCUGCCCCUCCUCCUACCCCUGCCCCUCCUCCUACCCCUGCCCCUCCUCCUACCCCUGCCCCUCCUCCUACCCCUGCCCCUCCUCCUACCCCUGCCCCUCCUCCUACCCCUGCCCCUCCUCCUACCCCUGCCCCUCCUCCUACCCCUGCCCCUCCUCCUACCCCUGCCCCUCCUCCUACCCCUGCCCCUCCUCCUACCCCUGCCCCUCCUCCUACCCCUGCCCCUCCUCCUACCCCUGCCCCUCCUCCUCCUACCCCUGCCCCUCCUCCUACCCCUGCCCCUCCUCCUACCCCUGCCCCUCCUCCUACCCCUGCCCCUCCUCCUACCCCUGCCCCUCCUCCUACCCCUGCCCCUCCUCCUACCCCUGCCCCUCCUCCUACCCCUGCCCCUCCUACCCCUGCCCCUCCUCCUACCCCUGCCCCUCCUCCUACCCCUGCCCCUCCUCCUACCCCUGCCCCUCCUCCUACCCCUGCCCCUCCUCCUACCCCUGCCCCUCCUCCUACCCCUGCCCCUCCUCCUACCCCUGCCCCUCCUCCUACCCCUGCCCCUCCUCCUACCCCUGCCCCUCCUCCUACCCCUGCCCCUCCUCCUACCCCUGCCCCUCCUCCUACCCCUGCCCCUCCUCCUACCCCUGCCCCUCCUCCUACCCCUGCCCCUCCUCCUACCCCUGCCCCUCCUCCUACCCCUGCCCCUCCUCCUACCCCUGCCCCUCCUCCUACCCCUGCCCCUCCUCCUACCCCUGCCCCUCCUCCUACCCCUGCCCCUCCUCCUACCCCUGCCCCUCCUCCUACCCCUGCCCCUCCUCCUACCCCUGCCCCUCCUCCUACCCCUGCCCCUCCUCCUACCCCUGCCCCUCCUCCUACCCCUGCCCCUCCUCCUACCCCUGCCCCUCCUCCUACCCCUGCCCCUCCUCCUACCCCUGCCCCUCCUCCUACCCCUGCCCCUCCUCCUACCCCUGCCCCUCCUCCUACCCCUGCCCCUCCUCCUACCCCUGCCCCUCCUCCUACCCCUGCCCCUCCUCCUACCCCUGCCCCUCCUCCUACCCCUGCCCCUCCUCCUACCCCUGCCCCUCCUCCUACCCCUGCCCCUCCUCCUACCCCUGCCCCUCCUCCUACCCCUGCCCCUCCUCCUACCCCUGCCCCUCCUCCUACCCCUGCCCCUCCUCCUACCCCUGCCCCUCCUCCUACCCCUGCCCCUCCUCCUACCCCUGCCCCUCCUCCUACCCCUGCCCCUCCUCCUACCCCUGCCCCUCCUCCUACCCCUGCCCCUCCUCCUACCCCUGCCCCUCCUCCUACCCCUGCCCCUCCUCCUACCCCUGCCCCUCCUCCUACCCCUGCCCCUCCUCCUACCCCUGCCCCUCCUCCUACCCCUGCCCCUCCUCCUACCCCUGCCCCUCCUCCUACCCCUGCCCCUCCUCCUACCCCUGCCCCUCCUCCUACCCCUGCCCCUCCUCCUACCCCUGCCCCUCCUCCUACCCCUGCCCCUCCUCCUACCCCUGCCCCUCCUCCUACCCCUGCCCCUCCUCCUACCCCUGCCCCUCCUCCUACCCCUGCCCCUCCUCCUACCCCUGCCCCUCCUCCUACCCCUGCCCCUCCUCCUCCCCCUGUUCCUCCUUCUGCUCCUGCUGCUCCCGUGCUCCCAUCACCACCAGCAGCGCCACCAGCACCACCACCACCGGCUGCUGCACCAGUGUCAUUGAUUCGCCCGUCACUGCUCGUUGGAAAGCUUGUGGUUACCACUUGCAGCAGCGCGGGUGGGUGGUCCCUCUGCUGCAGGAACGCCUUGAUGAGAUACUCGUAG